Messenger RNA from Mercenaria mercenaria, 8771 nucleotides. RefSeq lists its product as uncharacterized. Gene Ontology annotation, biological process: germ-line stem cell division; transposable element silencing. Lineage: Eukaryota; Metazoa; Mollusca; Bivalvia; Venerida; Veneridae. The coding region runs from base 116 to 6976 and encodes 2286 amino acids. The transcript has 50 exons. Gene Ontology annotation, molecular function: nucleic acid binding; ATP binding. The record is from RefSeq and is a predicted model, not a curated record.
AUGAACAUUGGCUUUAAAGCUUGCACUGCCUCGGUACUUUAGUGAAGCUGUAAAUGGCAGAUCCCUAUAAAAGGAAAAUGUGGAAAACCAGAGCAGAUAUUGGUAGUUAGUGAAGAUGAAUGAUGAACUUAUUUUAGAGAGGGUGAAGGUUGAUUGCCAUGGGAAUAUUUCAGGGAAGGUCCAGGCUGAGGAUGAUGCCUAUGAUAUACUGCUGGCAGAAAUGCAAGAGCAUUUUGCCAAUGAUCAGAUGGUUUCAGUUAUUUCUUACAGUCCCAGAGUGGGUGAGUUGUGUGCAGGUGCUUGGCAGAACCAUUGGUACAGAGUGAAAGUUAUCAACAAAUUGAGUGGUGGAAGGACAGGAUAUAUUGUUACAUGCAGUUUUGUGGAUGAAGGACUGGAAAAGACAAUUCCAAUUUCAGGGCUGAAGCACCUGCCUCCAAAGUUCUCUGAGCUGCCAUUCCAAGUAAAGAAUGUUCAUCUACAUGGAAUCCAGCCAUACUCUAUGAAGAUAUCACCAGAAGAUCUCAAUGUGUAUCAGGGGCCAAAGAGACUGUGGGACGAAGCAGCAGUGAAGUAUAUUGAUGAUAACAUUACAGCUGCUACGGAGGUCAGAUGUAUUGUAAUGGAGACAUAUGCAGAUGGCACUAUAUCUGUACGUAUGUUCCUUGGAACAAGACGGGGAGGACUGAUCUGCCUGAAUGAAUUACUUGUGAUGGAAAACUAUGCUACAGGAACAGAUAGACUUGAAGAGAGAAUGAGCAUCAGCCCAAAAAUGUCUGAAAGUCUGACUGCAGGUAUACAAAGAGUGUUCAGAAAAAGACAUGGUUCAAAUAAACAAAGUACUGCAGAAUCAACUGUUAAAUCAGACACAGAAUAUUACAGUAGACCCUCCAUGCCGGAUGAGAGAGGGGAUUUUAGUGAUAGAUUUGGUUACUUAACUGACAAUCAGGGUAUUUCGGCAAUAUCACACCGGAGGUUUCACCGUACACCACCCAAAACUUUGACAGAUAUUUACCAGGAGAGUGAAUUAAGAAAGUUAGAAUCAACGAAAAAUCGGAGUGGUUUGAAUGGAUAUUCAAAUAGUCAUGUGGAUAUAGAGAAAAAUGGUGAUAUGCAGGAAAGCGUGAAAACAGUUCAGGAAGAGAAGCCUAAAUCAGUGGGUAGAGGUCAGCUGUAUAGUUCUGCUAAUGAGGAAGACAUUCAAAGUGACUGUACAUCAAAUCGUCAGAGAAUGAGAGGAGUAUUGGGAAGUUACUCCUCCGGUGAUGAAAAUGUUAGACAUAGAAUUGACCAAAGACGUCAAAUUAUACGCAAUCAGUACUAUGGAAAUACCUUGGAAAACGACAAAAUGUUAAUCGAUGCCAUUGGAGCAAGACGGAAAAUAACUACUCCACCAAAAGAGAACAUAAAUGAAAAUGGUUGUUUGUUCUUUAAAGGAAGAGGUUCUCCCACUUAUGGGAGAGGUGCUGUUUUGACCUCUGAUCUUGCAAACAAAUUAAAAUCUCCACCAAGUGCCAGUAUGUGUUCAGAUACCUCAUCAAAAGAUUUGCUUCCAAAAGGAAGAGGUGCAAUUCUAUUAAAUAAAAUUUCUAGUCAAUACUCUACACAAAUAGACAGUGUAUCUCAGUGUGAAACAAGAGAGAACAGUGAUAAUGAAAGCAGUUAUGGAAUCAGAUCUCGAAGAGAAUCAUUAUCAAAUCGGAUUAAAUCAAUCAGUGAUAUGGAUUCUUGUACAGAAAGUGAAGCCGGUGCUUUGUCAAGAAAUGAAAGACGACGACAAGCAAAGUUAAGUUCAGUUUAUAAUGAUAUAUAUAGUGACUCCGACCAAAGUGCAAUUAGUAAAACCAAACAAUUAGUGCAAUCAAAUAUAGACACAGUUGUUAGCCAAUCUUCAAAUUCCGUAAUGAACAGUGCAGGUAAAGCAUCUAGCUCCCGGACUAGUCGUAGCACAACACAGGGUUAUUUGUCAGGAAAUGAAUCUGCAUCUUCGGAAAUUAGUAUUGUUGCAGCAUCAAUGAGGGGACAGGGUGAAUUCAGAGGAGGUCGUCUCCCAAGAGGUACUAGAGCUAAAGGAAAUCCAGACAGAAGGUCAGACAGUAGUGAUUUCUCAUUAAGAAUCCAGCAGAUGAAGGCAGCAGAAAGUUCCAGCCCAGUAAACCAGUCUGAAACCAAAAUUUCUCCAGCCACCGCUCCUGGAUCAAAUCUACCUAACCAGUCCCAAACCAGAAUUCAAUUGACCACUGACUUGACAGGUUCUAGAUCAGGUUUGGUCAGCCAGUCUCAAACCAGACGUCCCAUAACCUCUGACCCGACUGGUUCUGAGGCUUCCAGUGAUGAAAAGUUUAUACAGAAAGCAACCAGUCCAAGUAAACUGCAGAUGUUAAUGUCUGACACAUCUACAGGAAAUUAUAAGAACCAGUCAAUGGAAAGGAUGACAGGCCAAUUGUCAUUAAAGGAAUCAAGACAGUCAGUGCCUUACGAUGGUGUAAUAGUUUCCAAGAGACUUGAGAAUGGUCCUACGCAUACAGCUGUUUUUACAGAAGCUAAAUCCCAAAUGAUAGGAGAGAUGGCAGGGAAACGAAUGCUGUCUAACCUUGCCCAGAGCUCAACAAGAAGUCUAACGAGACCUACUACACAGGAAACAGGAUUUGCUACCUUGUGCUAUGAAGUUUUGGUACAUGGAAGUCGUCCGCCAAAACCAGUCUAUAAAUUACAAAAUGCCCGAUUCACAGAGCAUGUCCAGAUGGCAUUUAAUGCAAGGAGAUUUCCAGAGCUGAAGUUAUCACAAGCCUACUCAUGGCCAGCAAUCACUCGAGGUCAACAUGUGAUAACAGUGUCACCUCCUGGUGGUGGAAAGACAUUAGCGUACUUGUGUCCACUAAUCUCAGCCCUGUCAGAUGCCAAAGUGUAUCAUCAGGUGAACAGGAAUGGAAAAGGGCCAUUUGUUAUUGUGUUAUCCUUCACAUGGCGACGAGCAAAGUAUGUGUAUUCUGAGGCAUGUAGCUUGAUAGGAGGACGUCGUGACAUGAAGGUUAUUCUUGUUCAUGGUGGAGCAGAGCUAGAGGACAAGAAAGCUUGUGAAAUUAUAAAUGGUUGUGAAAUAUUGGUGGCCACACCUCCAAGCUUGUCAAGGAUAUUGGAGGCAGGUUAUACAGACCUACGAAGACUGUGCCAUCUGGUGGUGGAUGAUGCUGACCAGACAUUAAAAAAUUUCAGCCGAGACAUCGGCAAUUUGAUAAAAACUUAUGACCUAGUUAUUAAGAAUGAGAUGAAACAUUUAGGCUGCCCCAGACAGAUCCUAUGUUUCGGAGCCCAGUGGAAUGCUGCAACCAAUGCAUUUAUGCAGAGUAACCUGAUUGAACCUGUGUUGAUCAUUACAUCACCGUUUGAGGCUGCCAUUUAUGGUCAAGUGAAGCAGGUAACACACAUGUGUAAGAAAGCAGACAGGUUGAAAGAAGUAUUGGGUAUAUUAGAAAACCUGCCGGACGACUCGUGCCAUCCAGUGAUUAUUUUUGCCUCACAUAUAAAGGACAUCCUGAUGUUGUACAAGACUCUAAACACUAGUUCCCGCUUCUGUCUGAUGGUACAUGAAGACAUGGAUACAUUUGAAGUAGACAGGAUUGCUGAGCAAUGGCCUGUACCACUACUGGUGUGCUGGGAUGAACAUACAGCAAAACUGAGAAUCACAAAUGCUACAGCUGUAAUACACUAUGAUAUGCCUCCAUCUAAGACAAAGUUUAGUAACAGAUUGUGCUGUAUGCGACAAUACUUCCAUGACUUCUCUAAGUCGGAACAGUCGUCCAUUAAGCCAACAUCCCACAUGAUAAUCACGGAGGACUGUGAUCGACAGUUGAGGAGCUUAAAUGAUUUACUGAUAAGACUAGAUUGUGAACGGCCUGCUGAGUUGAAAGCCUUCAUGGCUGGAUUGUUAGAGCAUAAAGAAGAAGAUGAGGGACGUGAAUUAUGCACACAGACACUAGCUUUUGGCACUUGCAGAGAUACAACCAGGUGUAGCUACAGACAUAGAAUCAUUCCAGAAUAUGACAAUAUGGAAGAAUCUGAUUGGAUACCUAGAGAAGGUGAAGUGAAGGUGCUGGUAACCCAUGUAGAAGAUGCUAGUCAUUUCUAUGUACGUUUGUUAGCAGUGAAACAUGAAGCCCAAACUGGGUAUGAGGAUUUAUCUCUGCGGUUUACACAGAUGCAGAUGGACUUGGCUAUGUGGUAUGGCAAUCUCAGGAAUAAGAAAAGAUACGCACCAGAUAUUACAGAGGAAUCAGGGUACACAAUAGGAGAGGUGUGUGGUUUUGAAGAAAAUGAAGUUUUUUACAGAGUACAGAUAUUUACUGUAGAGAAGAGUCUUGAAAAUGAAGCCGUCCCUGUGAUAUAUGCUUUGGUGAAGUUUGUAGACAGUGGGAGAAUGAAGAAAAUACCUGCUUACAAACUGUAUGUGUUACCUCGUCAUCUCAGAGAUCUGCCGUUCCAGGCUGUAGAAGUAUUUGUAUGCAAAGUACGACCUGUGGAUAAAGAUAUUGAGUGGACACAAAAGGCUAAUAUGUUUAUCAGUGAAUCAGUGAUAGGCAAGGAGCUGGUUGGAAAUGUAUUAUUACGUAUUGGAUAUAUUCUAUGGCUAGAUCCACUGCUGUCACGUAAAUAUCUGCCUGUCACACAGACUGUCUCUCAUCAGUUUUAUGUACAUGAAGAACUGACAAGGAAUGGAUUUGCUGAUGAAAAUAAAAAUCAUCUUCAGAAGUUGUACAAGUUGUGUGAGGGAAAGAUCACCAUACCCAAGGCUCUACUGAAGAAAACCAAAAUGAGUCCAAUAUUAGACACAGAUGUUUUACCGGCAUGUGCCUCGAGGACAAGUCAUGAUGUACAUGUAUCCUCCGUCCUCUCACCAGAUCUCUUCUUUGUGCAGCGGAAAGAAAAACUUGAGGAGUUGGAGGACUUGAUGACAGAAAUAAAUAUUUUUGUGGACCGGAAUGAUAUAUAUGUUGAUAUAGGUCAGGAACUAACUUGUGGCAAAUAUUGCCUAGCACAGUACACCAACUUUGAUCAGAGAUGGUAUCGUGGUCAGAUUCUUGAGGUUGGUGCCAGUCAGUUCAAGGUUUUCUUCGCAGAUUAUGGAGACAGUGACCAUGUUCCUAAAGACAAAGUUCGGGAAAUACCUGUUGACAGAUUUCAUGAACUACCUCUCCAGGCUAUAGAGUGUAAAUUAUAUGGUAUCAGGCCUAUAGAAGAAGAAUGGAGUGAAACUAUUGGUGAUGUGUUAUGGGACCUCACUCAUUAUGUUAAUUUUGACCUCCGUGUACUGAAUGCUGUUGUGAAGGGCAAGGAACCAGCCAAGUUUGCAGGAAGACACAAGUUUGUUGUGGAGCUGAGAACCACAUCAAGGUCAUGUGACUUGAACAUAGCUGAGGAGUUGUCUUGGCAACAGCUUGCUGUACCGACUGAGGGCAGUGAAAUGGAGCCAUUGUUUCCCAAACCGUCCAGAUUAAAACUGAAGAUGUAUCGUUCUCCGGUGGAUAAAGUACCAGACUUGUGUUCCUCACUUUACUGGGAAACAGAUGAAGAUAAAGCAAUGAAAUUAUGUGAGGAAAUAUGUGAAAUAAUUUCUAAAUCAGUUAAUAGUUCAGUCGAGUCUUCAACAUUACCAUGUGUUGCCUGUUUGGUGAAAUUACUUGGUCGUAUCAAAUGGGACAGUGUUCAUGAGGACAUCCUCUACUGUAUAUUGUGCAUUGCUCAAGUAGGCGAAAUGAUGUGUGAUGAACUGAUAGAUGAAAUGUGUGUUCCAGGUGUGAUCAGAUGUCUAGAAAUGAACUCUAAUCCAGUAUUACAGCAACAAGCAGCAGACUUUAUUGCCAAAAUAUCAGACAUAUCUUCCAGAAUAAAGACAUAUUUUCAACUGAAGGGGAAUAUACAAGUAUUGUUUGAGCUGAUAUCAAAUACAGAGAUAGAUCUGGUACAGGGAGCUGUGUGUAGAGCAUUUGCAGCACUAUGUAAAGGCUCAGAAGGAGUAUGCACAUACCUUACGGACAAGUCAAUAUGUCAGAAACUUGUGAAGUGCUUGUUACAUACAGCUGAACACAAUGUAGCUGAAGGUGUUCUUACAUUGAUUGCAGAGCUGGCAGAACAUGACAGUGGACAUGAAGACUUGAAGAAGGAAUCUCUUAUAGAAGCUAUAGUGAAGAAUCUCUGUAAAACCAACUGUGAUAAGUGUAUCCAGUACUCUGUACAGCAGUGUGAUUAUUUCUCAUCAACGAGACGAAAACACAAAACGUUCCUGUUAGAACAACAGAUGGUACCUAUACUCACCAGGAUAUUACAACUUGACUUACAAUCAGCCACAAAACAGUUGUGUAAGGACCUUCUAACAUCACUUGUUAUCAAAGUGCCUUCAGAACCACUCACUGGUACAGCAUUCCGACCUGAUAACCUCAGUGCUGCCUCUGAUAGUAUUCCACCAGAAGUGAAAUGGUCACAGAAUACAUUCCGUGUUGUACUGAAGGUGACAGUUAGUAAUGUGACUGCAUCCCCACAGGAGAUUGUUAGCUUUACAAAUAACUCGGUGAAAUUUAGAGCAACAGUGGAUGGCUUAUGUUAUGCCUUCAAGUAUAAGCUUUUUGAUGGUAUAAUUGUGGAGAAGAGUACAGUAGAAAUUAGUACAAAUGUUGUUGCUGUUUCCAUGAAGAAAUCCAAAGAGGGAAAGUGGAGUAGGUUGUUGCAUGACAAAGUUAAACCAUCAAACCUGUUUGUUGACUUUGAGAACUGGGUGGACAGCUCAUCUGAUUCUGAAGUCUGUGAUGAUGAACAACCAUUUGUACUGAAAAAAAAGCAAAGGGGAGCAAAGGGAUUCAGAGGGAGUGGGAAGCCACCAGAGAGACGUGAGCUGGCAGACAGAGAAAGUGACACAAGCACUUCGGACAGUCUUGAGAAUGAAGAAGACAGGGACGAUCCUCUUUACGAAAACUUCCUCUGAAAUUUUCAUCACGUUUUAAAGUUAUAAUACUCACUGUGAAGACACACUAAAUUUUCAGACAUUUUGGCAGACUAAGUGCGUUCAUUAAAUUGUGUUGGAAAUUAGGAAUUUUUUGUCAGAAACAUGAAUUACACACGAGGAAAUUUCAUUGAACUUUUUCAAUCAAAAAUUAUCUAUUAAAUGUAUUUUUGUAUAAAAUACGUUAGCAAAGGUAGAACUAGUAUAAAUGAAUAUGAGAGAAUUGUUAAACACUUAAUCAGUGUUCUCAAUCAUUAUUGAUGGUUUAAUCUUUUGACAAUCAAUGAAUAUCUGGUCUUCUGGGAAGUUGAUCGAUUUUAAUGUUGUUGUUUUUUCUAUCAGUCUAGAUGGAUGUCUGGAUGGUUGGAUACCCAACAUAGAUGGCAUUUUCAGUACACACUCUAGAUAUUAGUACUAGAUACAUGUAUGUAAAAAAAAAACCAGAAUCCUUUGAAGCAUUUAGCAAAAUUGUGAUAAUCAUUAAUUUCACGGUCAUAGACUUUUGUUGUUUUGUGCAAAAUUUCUGUUCUAUGGGAACUUUGCAUCUCCAGUUAGAUUUAAAAUUUAUGGAUUGAUGCAACCACAGAAAUUAGUCCUCAUGAAUAUUAAUGAUUUCACAGUAAGGUUUUACAUGCCUGGAAAUGUUGUUUGAUUUAUCAGUUUUGUGCAUGCUUAUGGCAGCUGACUUUAAUUUAGAUGCCACUUACCUCUGUAGGCUUGAGAUUCACACAGGUCUUCAAGGGACUGACCUCUAGAUGGUACGAAAACAAAGAAAAAAGAUAUUAGCAAGUUAUUUUGAUGUUUCUUAAGAAGGCUUUGAAACUUAGUUACUGGCAAAAUAUAAGAACUGCGCCAUGAGAAAACCAAUAUAGUGGCUUUGCGACCAGCAUGGAUCCAGACCAGCCUGCACUUCCGCGCAGUCUGGUCAGGAUCCAUGCUGUUCGCUAACGGUUUCUCUAACAGCAAUAGGCUUUGAAAGCAAACAGCAUGGAUCCUGACCAGACUGCGCAGAUGCGCAGGCUGGUCUGGGACCAUGCUGUUUGCUAACCGUUAGCGGACAGCAUGGCUCAAUUAAUGUUAUGGAAAGAUAUGAGAAGUAUUGUUUAUACUACUUUUUUCCUUCAAAAUUUUUCUUGAAAAGCAUUUGCCACAGGUAGAUAAUAAACUGUAUUAAUAAUAAAAGUUUAUAUAAACAGUUUUAAAGUAAAAAUUCUGCAGUGGUGUAUUAGUCAAGAUUGUAGGAAAGUUUUUACAUCAAGGCAACCCAGGUUUGAUUCCAAAUCAGAUUUUUGUUUUACAUUAUUUAAUUUUUUUUUUCAGAUAAUUACAAAAAAUAAUUGCAUGAAUUAUUGUUCAUAAUAUAGCAGACUUAAUUUUAAAAAAAGAGUUCUCAUACAGUCUUGUCCUUUUCAUACACAGAAGCCAUCAUUAUUUCUUGUGGAGUAUUAAGAGACCAGCCAAGGCACUUCUCCAGUUGCUGAAAUAAUGUAUGGAGCUGUACUUAAAAGUUUUCUUUCACUAUUAAAAGAAAUUUGAAAGUCCCCGUAAGAAAUCAGUAGCCAUGUAAAUUUCUUAUGUUUAUUUGUUGUGUUGUUUGUUUUCUGCAAAAAUAUAUGGCAGUUGCCUCAAUACAGAUAAAUGAAAGUUUUAUUUGCCAGUGAAUUAACAAAAUAGUAUAUUUUGCUCAAUAAAUUUGUGUUCACAGAUUAGUUAUAAAAAAACAAGAUAUUUUUCCUCUUGAUUAAAGAGGCUUCCUGGCGAAAGUUUUUUUUUUUUU